GAGAGAGCACCCUCAUACACAAAAACAAACAAGAGAGGUUGAAGGGACACACAAAAAAAACGAGGACAAAAAAAAAGGUCACAUUUCUCAGACACCUGAAAACGUGCUGGUUACUGUAGGACGCGUGUUGCUUAUUGAUGGGUGGGGAGUGUUGAAACUAUUUCCACACUUGAGUCUUUGCGUAGGUUUCAGGGUGACUACACUGGCACGCAGCUGACCGCUUUGGGACGUUUUUAUUUUAGAGAAGCCCUGUUUGUGCUCCAGUGGUAGCUUGCCGUAGCCUGGCACCAGAAGGUGAACAGACGCAGAGUUGCGCAUCCCUCCUGAACCUAUCCGCAUUCACGCACCUUGGAGAGGAAUUGGACCAGUUUCAUCCAACUAGUUUUGCUCUAAUUUCUCUUGCUUUUUUUCCGGAUUGAUAGGACCCCCCAAUGCACUGUGCUCACUCCUGCUGGUCUGAUCUUUGGGAUACACUCUCUAUGCCUUGGCAGUUCAUGACUCUUUCACCUAUAUCAACGAAACUCCUCAUUGAUACGCAGAGGCAGCAACGCCAGAAUUAAAACACCAAAUAACAACAAGCAAACGAUUACAACAGCAGCAAACAACUGAUAAAACAUGGAGAACAGCCCCGGUGGUGUUAUCUUGUACGCUGGCUCAUCUGGCAGUGCCAGUCCGAGUCCUGGCAGUCCUUCAAGUGGAUACCAGACCCAGUCACCUUCCUCCCACUCUCAGCCCUCAUCACCUGAGGGUGUCUCCUUUCAGGAGAUUGGGGCCCUCAAAAACAGGGGGGAGCAAAGAGGAGGAACUCCCCCAUCACCCAAAAUGGUCUUCCAGUUUCCUGAGGUGAACAGUGCACCAGUUUCCCAAAUGACAACAGUGUCACCUGCCACCUACAACCAUCCCAUCGUGGCCAAAAGACCUUGUGGUUUUACCGGCACAUUCACCAAGACGGGAGGGAUGGUGCUUCUGUGUAAGGUGUGUGGUGACAUCGCAUCUGGGUUCCAUUACGGUGUACACGCCUGUGAGGGCUGUAAGGGUUUCUUCAGACGCAGCAUCCAGCAGAAUAUCCACUACAAGAUGUGUGUAAAGAAUGAAAACUGUCUCAUCAUGCGCAUGAACCGAAACCGCUGCCAGCACUGCCGCUUUAAGAAGUGUCUCUCCGUGGGCAUGUCCAGAGAUGCUGUGCGUUUUGGGCGUAUUCCCAAACGAGAGAAGCAGAGACUACUGGACGAGAUGCAGAGCUACAUGAACAGUCUCAAUGAAUCAGCUUCCAUGGAAAUUGAGGCUUCACCUCCUCCUGAGGCCCCCUGCAGCCCAGAGAACCAGCCAAAUGAAGGAGCGGGCUCGAUAUCACAGUCCUACCGCAACAACUUUGUGAAUGAUGAACAGAAACCCCUUAAGAUGGCUGCCAGCAACAACAACCUUGCUCCUUCCUCUUUCCAAAACAGUGUAGGACAGGAACCUGCCCUCUCACACUCGACAUCCCAGCAGCAGGCCCAGCACCAGCCCCAUUGUAGUCCCCCUCAUGGGGGUCAGUCAAAUCUGACAUCCAGCUACCAUGUCGCCACCCACUGCCCUGUUGGCUCCAACAACAACAACAACAACAUCCCCUCAAGCACUGACAAUGCCAAGUACACCUACUCCUCUAGUCAGUCAAGUCAAUGCCCCAUGAAUGGAAGCCCAUCAUCUCAGUCCUACCCAACCAAUCAGAACAGUUUCCCAGCCUGUGACUCCCAGAACCAAAAUGCCUGUCCUUGGAAGCUGAAUGGAGGAGCCAAAGUGCUGGCUUGUCCAUUGAACGCCUGUCCUGUGGCCCCAGCCAGCCGCUCCAGUCAGGAAGUGUGGGAGUCUUUCUCCCAGUGCUUCACGCCUGCUGUCAAAGAGGUGGUGGAGUUUGCCAAGAGCAUCCCAGGGUUCCAGAGUCUCAGCCAGCAUGACCAGGUCAUGCUGCUCAAAUCUGGCACUUUCCAGGUUUUGAUGGUGAGGUUCUGCUCACUGUUUGACCCCAAAGAGAGGACCGUGACCUUCCUCAACGGGCAAACAUACUCGCUGGCGUCCCUGAGGGCUCUUGGCAUGGGCUCCUUACUGGACGCCAUGUUUGACUUCAGCGAGAAGCUAGGGUCAUUGGGUCUGGAGCCAGAUGAGAUGGCCCUUUUCAUGGCUGUUGUGCUGGUGUCUGCUGACCGCUCUGGAAUAGUGGAAGUGGGAGCAGUGGAGCAGUUGCAGGAGAAUCUGAUAAAAGCUUUGCGCUCCCUUAUCACGCGGCGUCGUCCUGAUGACAGCGCCCUCUUCCCCAAGUUGCUCCUGCGUCUGCCCGACCUGCGCACCCUGAACAACCAACAUUCAGAUAAACUGUUGGCAUUCCGCAUUGAUCCUUGAGCUCCAAGAGCCAAGCUGAAGAGCCAAAACGUACUGAGGCAUCUUCAUGAGGAACCUCCCUGCUCCUCACACCACACAAUCCCAGCCUGCGACAGUCACUGGCCUCUGCAUGAUGGACAGCUGUUGUGGCAGCUGUAUGAAGUCUGAUGCCCUAGUUGAGUGGACUGAGAAAAAUAUCAGUGGAGGGUAUCGGUACAGCACGGGGGUAGAGGCUCCUGAACUAGCUGGAACUUGUGAACAGUUCCCUCCAAUUGCUUCCAGGACUGCUGAAAACUGUUAAACUGUUCCAUCAAACCACUUUCACUACUAAGUCAUCACCUCUCCCUCCCAGUGAUCGUCAGCCACCGUGACUGUUACGAAGACCAAAAAGGAGAGAGCGCCUCGUGCUCCUCUCUGAUUCCUCACUUUGUUCUCCUAUCCCAGCACGCGCAGUCACACACAACUAACAAGAAGAAACCACAUUCUCUUCCCCAGAAAAAAGGGAAUAUGUAUUCAUUCAUCCACCAACAAUGAUAUCUUACUAUACAUUCAUGCUAGAAAACUGAAAAGCACUUUCCAUUCAUCAAAGAACCUCUGAAAUCAAUAUAUAAUAUAGCAAUAGAAAUGUCUAAGGGGACAGUUUGUGUAUGCACUGUUGAAAUGAUCUAAGCUAUUUUCAAACCAUGUCAUUGUGUUGGAGAUGUUUAUGAAAAUCACCCAUUUGGGAUUACUGAGGUUAUGUAUAACAUUUUUAAGAACCGAGAGUAAGGUGCAUUGUAUUUGUAUGCAGUUAUCAGGGAGAAAUUAUUGGUCAUUUUAGACCAUGUUUGAUGGGUUAUGUAUUAAGGUAUUGUAAAUUUUGUACAUAAGCUUUAUGCUUGGUUCUUACUCUGUUAGUUUGCAGAUUCUUGGACAUAUAAAUGAAGUUAGCAUUGGAUUACUGUAUGAAGUCAACAUCAUUGACGACACAUAGUAGAAUGCUCUGCUGACUGCAAAAAGAAAGCAGCAUUUGAACCACUGCUCCAAGUAUAAACUUUUUAUUUGAGACUAUAUAAUUGAGAUAAAUGUAUUGUCAUAUGAUUGCAUCACCUUGUGAAUAUUUUGUAAAUGUUUUAUGGUAUACCGUAGAGUAUCAUUAUUAAACAACAUUAUAUAGCGA
Messenger RNA from Myripristis murdjan (pinecone soldierfish), 3517 nucleotides. RefSeq names its product nuclear receptor subfamily 1 group D member 2-like. The transcript is spliced from 8 exons. Bases 616 to 2379 code for a protein of 587 amino acids. Gene Ontology annotation, biological process: cell differentiation; positive regulation of transcription by RNA polymerase II; negative regulation of transcription by RNA polymerase II. NCBI's taxonomy places the organism in Eukaryota, Metazoa, Chordata, Actinopteri, Holocentriformes, Holocentridae. Gene Ontology annotation, molecular function: nuclear receptor activity; RNA polymerase II cis-regulatory region sequence-specific DNA binding; zinc ion binding. The record is from RefSeq and is a predicted model, not a curated record.